Molecule: messenger RNA, 2913 nt
Organism: Moesziomyces antarcticus
Lineage: Eukaryota; Fungi; Basidiomycota; Ustilaginomycetes; Ustilaginales; Ustilaginaceae
Product: phosphoglycerate mutase-like protein
Exons: 1
Coding region: 1-2913 (970 amino acids)
Biological process (GO): positive regulation of DNA repair; negative regulation of glycolytic process; negative regulation of programmed cell death
Cellular component (GO): cytosol
Molecular function (GO): fructose-2,6-bisphosphate 2-phosphatase activity
Source: RefSeq, a predicted model, not a curated record
AUGUCGCUCAACCGCCUCCUUGUCACCUUGGUCCGCCACGGCGAGUCACAAGACAACUCAAUGGGCAUCUGGGCCGGCUUUCGCGACACUCCACUCACCCAGAAUGGCAUCAACCAGGCAAGAGCCCUGGGACAGUCGUUCGCCAACGUGCCCCUCACCGCCAUCUACUGCAGCGACCUCAAGCGUGCUGCCAUGACCGCCGACGAGAUCCUCAAGUCGAAUCGAUCCAUCCCUCCGCCUCCUCUCGUGCAGUCCAAAACGCUGCGCGAGAUCAACUUUGGCCAGGCAGAAGGCCAGACCAACACCCAUACAGAGUGGAUCCAGGGCUCCACCGGCGAGGACGGCCGCAAGUUCCGCUUUCCUCAGGGCGAGUGUCUCGAAGAGGUCAAUGCCAGGAUCGCCAAGGCCGUGCGUCAAUUCAUCCUUCCGCGCGUCGAAGCGCUUCGCAAGAAACCGCCAACUCAGCAGCACGCUGCGGGUGAUCUCGGACACAUCUGCAUCGUGGCCCACGGCAUUGCCAUCGCCGAGCUCCUGCGCGUAUUCAUGUCCCUCCACGACGGCUCGCCCAACAGUCCGUGGCCAGAUCCAAAACUUUCUUAUCAACGCGUCCGGCUCGAGAACACCGGCUGGUCACGCUUGGAGCUUGCCGUGCCCUUUCAAGGAGACGACACGUCCCCCGUCGAACCGCAACCCACUCCCCUCAAGACGUCGUUCGCCCACUACGCCGACUUUGGCGACACUCCAAAUGAUCGCUCCGAGGCGUCCACAGAUCUCCUGGGUCGGCCGGUCCUGCAUCACGACCUCUCGUCCCCCUCCCUCCACGUCAACCGAUCCGGUCUCGGAGGCUCCGAGGCCGCAGCACGCCCGAUCUACGUCAAGAUUCUCUGCCAGAAUCAGACGGACCAUCUACACGGAUCUACAGCGCAGCCAUCCUCGAUGAGCUCGGCCGCCAAGGCCGUGGCCCACCUCGCUGGCGGUGGAGCCUCCAAAGCUGCAUCAGCCAGCAACCCGGCACAGGGGUCGGCGCUAGCACAGCCGGCAUCGGCAGGCGCCACAUCCUCGGCAGCAGUCGGCCUGCCCUCCUCUGCAACAAUCGCCUCCAUCGCAUCCAAUGCUACGAGCUCGCACUCCCAUUCCACUGCUGCUAUGACGCCAUCGACACCCGCCGCGGGCGCUUCUCAGGCCACCAACGGCACGAGCAAGAACUCGACGACUACGCCAGCAUCGGCGCGCAGUCUGGUCGCAUACGACGCCCGCAUGAUGACUCGGGAGCUCGAACGUGCUGGCGCCACAGCCAUGCUUUCGGGCUCCGAGGCGGGGGCCCCGGGCACGACAGGCUCGUCGUACUAUCCCUCAUCUUCCUCAACGUCUACGCUCGCUGCGGAUCGAACAACUUCAUCCGUAGGGCUCGGUGCAUCGGCCGGCAACACGAGCAUCAGUGGUACCGAGAGGAACGCCUUCAACACGUCGCCAGCGGUAGGAAGCGCACUCAGUCCGGCUCAUGUCGGUGCACCUCAAUCUGGUACGUCCGGUCAGCAAGCAUCGACCCUCUUCGGCACCUACCCGCAGACAGGCUCUGCUUCGGUCACAGGCGCCGCCUCCCCCAAUCCUGGUGCGCUGAGCUUCAACGUCGGCCCGAGCAUCUCUUCCGACACUUGGCAGAUGAUCUGCAUCCGCGUCCUGCCUCUCUUCAAUGGCGAGCCGUUGCGAACCAGCAUCGAGGAGCUCAACGAGAUGGUCACCUUACACAUCCGCAAGACGCUCGAGCGCAGCCAGACGCAUGCCAUCGAGUCGCUCACGCUCGAUCUGCUCUCACUCACCUCGACGGGAACGCUGACGCUCAACUCCAAGCUCCAAGGUCUCGAUGAUCAGCGCCUCCUGCUCCGUCUGGUCGAAGUGUGGACCUUCUUCCUCGGCCAGGUCCUUCCUUACUGCGAAGGCUGCUUCCUGCCUCUGCGUACCGAUCCCGCGCUGCGCAACCUGGUGGCGACGUCAGGGUCGUACGGCGCAGCAAACGGCGCCGGUGGCAUCGCCACCAGCAGCUCCAGUGCUGGUCUCUUCAGCGCAGGCAGCAAUCUCACCCAGUCGGGUGCGGCUCUUCUGCUGUCGGGAGCGCCAAGCACGGGCAUGGAUCUGCAGCUCAUCGACGUUCGCAAGGUGUUGAUGGUCGUCUUCCGAGAUCAGGUCUUGAUGCAGAUCUAUGAGCGGCUUUUCCAGCUCUUUGCGCACCUCACCGAGCUCGAUCCAGCCUUUGCCGCUGGCGAGGAUGCGCAUGCGGCUGGCGGUGGCGACGACGGCAUCAAGCAGGUCUCUUUGCGAUUGCUCCAGAUGACCAGCGUCCUUGCCGGCAUCCUAAGCGAGGACCAAGCGCAGGAAGCCAUGGACAAUCUGCUCCGCGCGCUCCGACUAGGCUCGAAAAGCGCCUCCACGGGACGCAGCGGUGUCGCAGGCGAUGCGCCUGGUGCGCGAUCUGCCUCGCCGAAUCAGAGGAACAACCGUCGCGGUUGGAUGGCGCAGAAGGCUCGCAAGCACGGUGUUACAUCCAACGGCGACACGGAUAUCGACCGCAGUCUCUCGGGACUGGCGCUGGGACCAGGGCAGAGCACUGGCAAGGGCUUCGCUCACACUAUGCAAACUGGGCCGGAUGGGCAUGCUCACAGCGCUCAGCACGCGUUCCUGAAGCGUCCAAGCCAGCUCACCAACUUCCGAGAUCCACUCGGCUCGCGCUACGGUUCCGCCAUGACUGAAGACGAAUACCUGACAUCGCUCCGGUCGCCUGCUGGCUCGCCCGCCAUUUCAACGCCAGGACAGCCUCAAACGCCUGCGAUCCCUUCGGCGGAGGGCGCAGCAGCAUCGGUUGAUCACGCAUUCGAGAGGCCCCAGCACGAAGAGAAGUGGAUGGCGGUGCCGUGA